AUGAGCAGUGCCGCGCCCUCGCCUUCAGAUGGCUUCAAGACACCGGCCUCGCAGUCGCCAGCGGGCCUGAUAUGCCCAGAUCUCGAUACAAGCAGCAGUCCGCCGCCAGAACCGCUCCUCGUCGCGCCGCCGACCAUCCCUGGCAUCCCCGUAGCAUACCCAUCCAUAUCAGCAGCCACGGUCGGAGGGGCAUCACGCGAUCCAGCCGGCCAGGCGAGAGGCAGAGCGUUGAGUACCAGCAUUCGCAAUGCAUCGCCGCGAGCAAUCACCCCCGUCCAAGCUCGAGCUCCAUCCCGGUCGAACAAGCAGAGCGUCGAUAUCGAACGGAAGCCCUCCGUGUCCUACAGCCACCACCGGCAGGCUUCGAUCGUGCAUGGCGUGCAGCACUCGCGCAACCCGAGCCUGCUGGCCUCAACCAACAGCAGUCCACUGAGUCCAGGCAAGAUCAUGGCUAGCCAUUCGCCCGACGCAGCAGCAUACACCACCGCAAGUUUGAAGAAGAGCCCGUCUCUGGGGAAUCUACACAGCAACGGACACGUGCCGAAUGCGGCGGCCAUACCAAUCAACAGGAGCUUUGAGAAUGGCAUUGGCAUUGGCAUGGCCUCUGGGCAGCGAGGGCCGGCGAGGAUGCACAGUGGUCGAGUGAAGCGGAGUCACGAGCACAAUCGGUCGCAGUCGAGAGCACAAGCGCAGAGUACGGAAUUGAAGACAGUGGGCGAAUAUGCGUUGCAUCAUCUGUUUACAUCCUUCAUUGCUGAAGCGGACGAUCGCAUUGAGAGAUGCAUGGCGAGGCCGGGCGAAGCGGAGCCGCGCAUUGAGAGCAUUUGUGGACCAGGUGCGGAUCCGACGUUCGACCAGCUGAUAACCUCGCUCGGACAUAUCAAUCGACACAAGCCGAAUAGUCUGAUCGACUCCGUCAUUCAUUGGCGCAAAAAGAAGGCAGAUGCUGCGAACCAGAUGUACAACGAGCUGCGAGCAUUGCGUGAAGCAGCUGGUCUUACGCAAAGGGGACCGGCGAACGGUCACACUCCAUACUCGGCGUCCACAGCAUCAUCAUCACCGAACGGGAACGAUAUCUCGUUGAUGGAGCAUCAGGUAGCCCUGGCGGAUCGCCGGUCGACGGUGUCGAUCUACAUCCUGUGCCGAGUGCUUAUAGAGAUUAUUGGACAGACCACAUUGAAGGCACUGAACGGACCGGACAACACAUUAAAUACAGCUGGCCGCCUUGAAGAUGUAAUCUAUGGCCAGCUGCAAAGCGCAGAUCCGGAGCUUCUGGCUCGAGAACCAGUGAUCAAGGCCAAUUGGGUUAUCCGAGGCCAGCUCCUCGGUGUCAUGAGCGGCGUCAGAUUCGAAGAAGUCGUGGAGCGUUUCAUCAAGGACCUUGAAUCAGCACAGAAACGCCUUGCAGUGAAGGGCAUUGCAGACCAACGGCUGGCUGCCAAGACUGCGCUCCUGGUACAGAGCAUGCGAUGGCUGCACGUUCGCUCCGUACCAGAAGAGGCAUGGCACAGGUCAUGCGAGAUGCUGCAGCUUCUUGCCAAGUUCUUCGCCGAAGUUCAUGGGCGGACCAUGAAGCAUGCUUAUGCCGAGCUGUUCGAGCACCUGCUACUGCCUAUUGCUGCGACAGCGACGAGUGAACUCACUGUUCCAAAGUGGCGGGAUGUGGUCUCUGUACUUCAGCCCAAGAUCACACAGAUGCUGUCGAAGGCCGACCACUGGCCAUACGUCUAUCCGCUGCAGGCGGUACUGCUUUGCGCGUCACCUCCGGAAGCUUUUGCGACCCAAUGGCUACCCCUGGUGACAUCUUUCCAGCCAAAGGCUAGAGACCGAGUUGGUCGGUCACAUGCCCUGAAAGCAAUAUGUCGAUUGGUAUGGCGCUACCUUUACCGAUUCAGUGAAAGUCAGAAUUCGAUCAACCGGAAGCUUGAUGAGAUCGUGAAGCUCGUCUUUCAGGGCGGCAAGCGAGUUCUGAUCUCGACAGAUCCAAUGAUUGCGGAUCCUCUCAUUCAGCUUAUUCGUAUCAUCGGUUACAAACAUCAGGAUUUCUGUUUCCGCAACAUCAUCUUCCCACUGAUGAAUGCGGAGCUGUUCUCUGGCCCGGAGAAGGAUCUCAAGAUUGAGAAUCUGGAUCCAGAGAAGACUGUUAUUGCUAUCCGCGCGUUCCUUGUCAUCAUGAGUGAUCUGGAGAAGAAUGAGCCACCAGCCUUCCCGGCACGAUUCGAGUGCGAUACAUUCAUAGACCCUUACUCACGAUUGCCCAUCACCCAUCGCCGAACACGAUCUCAAGGAUUCGCUCUCUCUGCUGGCAGAACAGAGCGCCUUUCACGCCCCGUAAUGACCACGAACCUUAACGAUGUUGCGAAGGAGUAUUACAUCAAAUUUUGCAAGAUGCUUGGCCAGUUGACGAUGAUAUGCGACAACACUUUUGGUGGACAAGCAGUUCUGGACGAGAAAUUCUCGUCACAUACGCCGAAGACGCCUAUGGCUGAGGCCUUCACGUUCAACAAGAGGGACGAACUAAUGAACCCUACUGAUUUACGGCAACACUAUUACGACCUACUGCACGUGGCGGUAGAGGCUCUACCCAGAUGCCUUUCACCACAUUUACCGAUCAACGCGCUGGUCAACCUACUGUGUACUGGAACAGCCCACGUCCAGUCUCAUAUCGCUACGUCUUCGGCCCAGUCUCUCAAGUCAAUAGCGAGACAAUCCCACGCACAGCAGGUGACGAUCGGCUUCGCCCGGUUCAUCUUCAACUUCGAUGACAGAUACUCCACCGUGUCUGAUGGCAGUCUGUUGGGACCCGGGCACAUCGAGAACACCUUGAAGCUCUAUGUGGAACUGCUCCAAAUAUGGAUCGAUGAUAUUCAGCAGCGUACCAAGAAAGCUGUGGUGGACCCUCUCGAUGAAGACGAGCCAGGUGGCCGACGCUUGCCACUCGAUCUUUCAGGCAUACUCGCGCACGUUGAUGAAGUCGAGUCACACGGCUUAUUCUUCUUGUGCUCGCCUUCACGGGCUGUACGUGCAGUCGCCGUGAAUGUGCUGAGACUAAUCACCAAAUUUGACACUGCGCUUGGCAAGCCCAGCAACCGUAUCAUCAGCAUUCUGGAAGGCAGCUCGCAACAAGUCAUUGACGUGAACGAUGAACGGCUCUCGUUGGCAGAGCGCAGUCGUCUCCAGAAGGGUCUCAGGAAAAGUAAUGUCAAUAGCACCCUUGUGGAAUUGUGCAGCAGCGACAUUGCACACGACGCCAACUUGUGGUUCAAAGUGUUCCCGAAUCUGGUGAGACUGAGCUCCGAGAUAUGUCUACAUGCUGUUGCAUUGACACGGGAGCUCGUAUGUCAGCGACUGUCUCAUAGUCAUCGGAUGAUCGGCGCACUGGGCGAAGGCACAAAGCAGACCACAAACGCGCUGGAACAAGCGUUCACGAACAACAACAAACCGCCAACGCGUCUCAACAGCACAUCGCCAGAGAUCAUCAUUGAGCAGUGGAAGAUACAUCUCAUCUUCGCAUGCACGACUUUGACCAACAUUGGAGGGAGUGCGACUCAUCUUCCAGUGUCAAGUAACAACUCCACUCACACGCGCAAGAGCUCGAAGACAUCCGUCUCUAGCCAAGAGAAAAUAGCAUCUGCCUCGGAGCUUUUCAACAAGGUUGUGCCGGUACUGUCGGUCUCCAAUGCAUCUGUACGUGCGGCUGCGGUCGCUGGUCUAGGAGCAACCAACGCCACCCUCUUCCAGGCACUCCUCGAGACACUGCAGCCUUACGUUCAGGCUUGUAAUGUAGACGCCAAGGAGCGAUUGACCGCACAUCAGCGCACCGGAAGCAACCCACGCCGCAAUCGCCGUACUGACUUUUUACGCACGGAGAUCACGCACCUGCUGAGUCUCACUAGCCACCUGCUCCAGGACGAUAAGAUCGCUGGCGACUCCUAUGUCAUGACAUAUCUCAAUGACUAUACAAAGCAGCUGCGUAUAUUCCUCAGUGACAGCGAGAUCCAAGGCGAGCUAGAGUAUCAGAGGCUGCGUAUGCACUUCUGCAAUCUGGUCGAUGGCUUCUACGACUGCAUUCGCAAGCUCAAGGAUGGCACACAAUGGCUAUCAUUCCAGUCUAGACAAGCCACAUUCGCACUCAUGGAAAAUUGGUGUGGCUUUUCGCCAAACGAGCAACACAUCCGCCGACAGCAGGAGCACAUACGAAGGUCUGUACUCGAGCGUGAGGGUGAUAUCCGCAACCGUGGGAUCAUCAACUCUGCAAUCGAGAAGGAGAAAAUUGAGCUUCAGUUCGCUGCACUUGGCGCCAUGGCUACUCUGUGCGCUGGACCGUUACGCUUCAUCGCGGACAACAGAGUGCUGAUGCAAUUCGACGUUCGGCGAAUGUUAGCUUGGAUCAGUACGAUCUUCGAGGCUCCGAGUGACCGCACACACACCAUUGGGCGCAAAGCUCUACAGAACUUGAUCGUCCAUAACGUGGAUCAGCCGUAUCUGAUGGCCCAGACAAUGCGAAUGUGCUACAUCGCCCGUAUGCCGAAAGCCCUUGCAAGCUAUUUUGAGGUGGUCACAAAGGUCUUGACGGAUAAUGCCAACGUCAACACACCCUUCUGGAAGACGCUGUGUGCUGGCCUGUACACACUUGGUAAUGAGGAUACCGACAUUCGUAUGAAAUCCUGCCGCUUACUGCGAACGCUCGAAGAACGGCAAGGCAAGACUUCGAAGCUGCAAGAUUUGGACAUCAGUGUCUCAGACAAGACGACCGCUGUGUACAAGCUUGCACAGUUUGAGAUCUCACGAAGACUGGCGAGUCAGCAUCCAGAGCUAGCUUUUCAUGUGUUCUCAGAGUUCUCGGCGUACUUCAACGAGCUACAGCCAGAUCAUCAGCGGAACAUGGUGUCUGGAAUGUUGCCCUGGAUCCAGGCCACUGAGCUGCAGCUAGAUCCGAAUGGUGGUCCGACGGCAAGUUCGUACAUGCUGUUGGUCAACCUAUUUGAGAUCACAGUCAGAAGUCCAACAACUCUGCACAAUGAGAUCCAAGCACUUUGGCAAGCUCUUGCUACUGGACCCUACGGCGGCAAUGUACAGCUGGUGCUUGACUUCAUCAUCACGAUCUGCCUGGAGAAGAAAGAACAGAAUUUUGUGAUCUUCGCGAAGCAGAUAGUGGUCUUCCUCUCGAAGACGCCAGCCGGCGCUAGAGUGGUCGAGUACUUGCUCAUGCACAUCUGCCCGAAGACCAUGGUCGCUGAGCGUCGGCCGCCUGCUCCUGCUCCUGUCGACACCGUCGGCCUCUCAUACAUCGCAGAUCUUGCUAAUGUGCUACCUAGCGGUGCAAAGCAGAAUGGCUUGUCCCUAGGACAGCUGAGCAUGAUUUUGCUUGUAGACUUGGUGGUCUCGCCGUUCCAGCUCCCUGCCGAUAAAGUACCUGUACUCCUGCAGGUCAUACUUGUGCAGUGGGAUCAGUACGUCAGUGUUGUCCAAGAGCAAGCGCGAGAAAUGCUGGUUCACCUGAUACAUGAGCUUGUCAUCUCCAAGAUAGACCCCGGCUGCACGGAACCUGACAAAAAGUCGAUCGAGGACUUCAUAGAGUCAGUGCGCCGCCACGACCCGAAAAUUGCAUGGGGAUACGCGGAUAGCCAAGUUCGUCCCGGUGAAGAAGACAGCCGCGCUGUUUCUGAGCCUAUGGCUUACAUUGUGGAUGAGGUCGUGCGCAUCUUUUCUGUCACUUAUCCCGACAUAAAAGAAGAAUGGGGCAAGGUCACGAUGGAGUGGGCCACUUCAUGCGCCGUUAGACACGUCGCAUGUCGUAGCUUCCAGGUUUUCCGAUGUGUCUCGACGACCCUCAACACCAAAAUGCUCGCAGACAUGCUGGCAAGACUCUCUAACACCGUUGCUGACGACGAGAACCACGACUACCUGAUCUUCUCGCUCGAGAUUCUGACAACAUUACGGAGCAUUAUUGGUGCCCUGGAGCCGUUGGAUCUGCUCGCAUACCCUCAGCUGUUUUGGACAACAUGUGCCUGUCUCGAAACGAUCUUCGAGCGAGAGUUUCAAGAAGGACUUAGCAUGCUGAACCUUCUUUUGACGAAGAUGGACCUUAGCGACCCGGCCGUUCUCAAGAUUGUCAGAGAUGCACAGCCAGCCAAGUGGGAGGGCGGCUUCCACGGAGUCACUACCUUGAUAUACAAGGGCGUCAGAUCAAGCAAGUCAAUGGAUCGAUCUUUGUCGAUACUAGAGAGGCUUGUCAAGCUACCUUCCAGCGAUCUGGUGGGCAGUGACGACCGGCUUCUGUUCACGGUGCUUGCCAACCUACCGAAAUACCUUCACUACUUCGACGACGACGGCGAUGUGAACUGCUUAGACUCGGCAGAAACACUAUCGUUUGCAGCUGAAAGUCAGGGCUUCGUGGCGCUCGCGCGAGUGCUCCAAGGUCUCAAACAGGGCAGACAUCGAUCAGUGAAGGACUUCCUGUCGCUUUGCAUGACCGCCGCCCGUACCACCUUCUUCCCGGCAUUGGAGUUCCCGAGCCUGGUCUUCUUGCUUGGCAUGGUCAACAACGAGUUGCCGUGGUUCAAAGUAAAGACGAUGCAGAUUCUGUGUGUCAUGAUACCUGACAUUGACAUGCGGAAGGCAGAGAUUGCGAGCCAAGGUCCGGAUCUGAUCUCGCCUCUGUUACGACUACUGCAGACCAAGCAUUGCCAACAAGCCUUGGAGGUGCUUGACAAUGUGAUUGACAUGACCGGCACGCCACUGGACAACAAGCAUCUGCGAAUGAGCAUGGCAGGCUCGCACUCCAGCCGCGCUACUCGCAAGGAGUAUGAUACGACGAAGAGCUUGUACGGCAUUCCGGAAGAGUCUGGAUGGUCGAUCCCAAUGCCUGCUCUCCACUCCGCGCAGACGAGAUCAAAUGUGCACGCAGUCUACUACACGCUUGCAUACGCUGGCAUCAAUGGCGCGCAGGAGACGACAACGAGGACGCCGGAGAUCGAGUUCCACAAGGACGACUACCAGGACUCAUACUUCACCGAGCGCACUGCCACAAUGCUAUCUGACGACACCAGAGUCGCGGAUGCCAGCAUUGGCGAGCUAGCAGAGAAGCUGGACACUCUCGACGACUUCUUCGAUGACCCGGCCGAGUCGCCUCCAGCGAUGACCAAUGGCGGCGGCACACCUCGCUAUCCAUCAAACGUCGACGAACGGGAGAAUCUGUACGAUCAGCAAGCCUUGCCCAUUCUCCAUCGCUCGCUCAAGCGAAACGCAAGCAUAACAUCGUUUCAGACCGGGUUCGCGGAACGCGGUUAUCAGCCACAACAGCAAACGAUGAACCCGGGUGCGUUUGCUCAGUCCGCUGGACCGCCACCGACACGUCCAGGCAUGCACAACAGAUCCAUUACAUCCCCUGCCCCGUCUCUGCGUCACCCCUCACGCCUACACAACGACAUCAUGUCCGGUGACGAAGCCGGAGAUGAAGACGCACCGUUCUCUGACGGAGACGACGAAGGCACACUCAGCAGGUCGCAGACGAACGAGAGCUCUACUCUCCCGGCGGCCUACACCGUCAAGCCCAGUGGUGGCUUCAAGGCGCUGAAGACUGGACUGAGGAGGCUCACAAGCAGUAGUGGGAAUAAAGAGGCGAGGGAUGCGUUGAGAGCGCAGGCUGCGAACAGUAAGAGUCCCAAGGUGCCGAAGAUGCCGGUGGGAUACAUGAAGGAGGUUGGACCGUUUAGUGCUGAGCCUUAG
This is a messenger RNA of Fulvia fulva, 7731 nucleotides long. Its product is annotated as Cell morphogenesis protein PAG1. Gene Ontology annotation, biological process: cell morphogenesis. The record is from RefSeq and is a predicted model, not a curated record. Bases 1 to 7731 code for a protein of 2576 amino acids. Lineage: Eukaryota; Fungi; Ascomycota; Dothideomycetes; Mycosphaerellales; Mycosphaerellaceae. The transcript is spliced from 2 exons. Gene Ontology annotation, cellular component: cell cortex; site of polarized growth.